Parnassius apollo (apollo) is the source of this 1092-nucleotide messenger RNA. NCBI's taxonomy places the organism in Eukaryota, Metazoa, Arthropoda, Insecta, Lepidoptera, Papilionidae. The record is from the annotation of a GenBank genome assembly.
AUGUAUUCAUCUAAAAAUAUCAAAAGUGGAUUCAGAGCAACAGGGAUCUACCCAUUCAACCCAAGAGAAGUACUGAAGCGUGUACCAGAGUAUCAAGAAGAUGUGGCAUCAUAUGGGAUUGAUAAUGCAUUGCUAGACUACUUAAAGCAGAACAGGCAGCCAAAUCCUAUGAUAACAAAAAGAAACAAGAAAGUUAUGACUGUACCUGGAAAAUCAGUAACAGUCGAUGAUUUACUGCUGACUUCCCAACUCUCAAAAUCGAAUGUACGAGGCAAAGUCAAGUCAUCUAAGAAUAAUACAACACUCACGAAGUUAGAUCCUGCUGCCUCACUCGCAAGUGUCUCACUCGAGAAUUUUAAUAAAAAUUACGAUUAUGACAUUAGUUAUAUUUUAAACGAAAAAACGGGUUUAAUGGAAGCCACAAAAAACACUGAUUUAGUAUUUGAAACAGAUUUACCCGUGAUUUCGAUAAAAGACCAAGACAAGCCCAAAAAGAUAAAUAUUCUAUCCGACAUCAUUUUACCAGAAUAUAAGACUGAGCCUAUUGCAAAAACUAAAACUAAAUACUUUAAAGAAAUUGAUACAAGCUUUAACAUUUUAUCACAAACUUUUCCUUCAGAACGCAAUAUUAUCAUAGAAAAACCACACACUGAAAAUUCGGAUGGUAAGGUAAGAAAAAUAGAUAAUAUUGCUUUUAAUAUUAACGUUCAUGGUGUUUUAAGUAGUGACGAUAAUGAGGAUAUUAAGGAUGUUGUGAGUUGUUCUGCAAAUAGCAGAGAGAAAACUAGCAGUAAAAAGGAAGAAAAAACUUCGUUUGAGAAAAAAUGUCAAAAAGAAAACGUCAAACCAGUUAAGAGACCAAGAAAAUCUCUAGAUAGUUCUACAACUACUGAGGAAGAUUGGAUUAGCACCCAUAGUGAUUCUGACGUAAUUGUAGCACUUAGUAAUGUUACAAAUUUUGAAAUAAGUAUGGAAGAGUCUACAAAUAUUGAUGAAUCUAUAAAUAUGGAAGAAUCGAUAAAUAUGGAUAAACAAAUAAUAAAAGAAGAUAUACAUCAAAUUGACAAGAAUUCAAAGAAAAGAGUAUUAUGA